Scophthalmus maximus (turbot) is the source of this 3655-nucleotide messenger RNA. RefSeq names its product QKI, KH domain containing, RNA binding 2 (gene qki2). Lineage: Eukaryota; Metazoa; Chordata; Actinopteri; Pleuronectiformes; Scophthalmidae. The record is from RefSeq and is a predicted model, not a curated record. Gene Ontology annotation, molecular function: mRNA binding. The transcript has 9 exons. The coding region runs from base 549 to 1598 and encodes 349 amino acids. Gene Ontology annotation, cellular component: nucleus. Gene Ontology annotation, biological process: regulation of mRNA splicing, via spliceosome.
ACAGUAAUCAUAUGAUCGGGAGUCGAACCCCGCCGCAGAACACCGACACUGCGCGGACACGAGCGGAGCAGCCGGGCCCGGUGCACACGGUGCAGAUGCGCGAUUCUUAGCCGCAGGACAGAGCGCGUGGGGCCGGUUGAAAGUGUCAGAGCAGAGACCCGCACACACUCACACACACACACACACACACACACACACACCCCGCCGGUGAAAGAGGAACUUUUUUUUUUUUCUUCUUCUUUCUUCUCUUUUCCUUUUUCAAACCUCUGGAGAGAGUCCGGCCGACGGAGAGGAGGGGACCGCGCGGAGCAACGCGGGGGCCAACACACACCAGCCGGCGCUGAGACCUUGAGCUCGCAUCCCCCCCCCCCCCCCGACAGAGACGCGGUCAGCGGGUCGCGGGCCGGUGCCAGUCCCCCGGGCUCCUUCGCAUCGCCUGUGUCUCUCUCUCUCUGCCCCCCCUCCUCCUCCUCAUCCUCCUCCUCCUCCUCCUCCUCCCACGAAGUUGCUCGACUCUGCCGGCUCGCCGUCCCGCUCGCGCCGCAGCCAUGGUCGGGGAGACAGAGGUGAAGGAGCGACCCAAGUCCAACCCGGACUAUCUCAUGCAGCUGAUGAACGACCGCAAGGUGAUGAGCUCGCUGCCCAACUUCAGCGGCAUCUUCACGCAUCUGGAGCGGCUGCUGGACGAAGAAAUCGGCAGGGUACGCAAGGACAUGUACAACGACACGCUGAACGGCGGCAUGUUCAACGGGCGGGACAUGGAGGAGCUCCCCGAAGCCAUCGGCCCCGUGGCCCAGCUGCAGGAGAAGCUCUACGUGCCGGUCAAAGAGUUCCCCGACUUCAACUUCGUGGGGAGGAUCCUGGGCCCGCGUGGACUGACGGCCAAGCAGCUGGAGGCAGAGACCGGAUGCAAGAUUAUGGUGCGAGGGAAGGGCUCCAUGAGAGACAAGAAGAAGGAGGAGAUGAACCGAGGGAAGCCCAACUGGGAGCACCUGAGCGAGGACCUCCACGUCCUGAUCACAGUCGAGGACACACACAACCGGGCCAAGAUCAAGCUCCAGCGGGCCAUCAACGAGGUCAAGAAACUUCUCGUCCCCGCUGCCGAGGGGGAGGACAACCUGAAGAAAAUGCAAUUGAUGGAGCUGGCCAUUCUCAACGGGACUUACAGAGACGCCAAUGUCAAGACGCCCACCGGUGCCUUCACGCUAGGGAACCCUCAGGCACCUCGGAUCAUCACGGGUCCGACGCCCGUCCUGCCUCCCUCCAUGCGCAACCCCGCCCCCGUCAACACGCCAACGCUCAUGCCUCUGAUUCGCCAGAUCCAGAGUUCCGCCCUGGUGCAGGGGGGCAAUCCGCACCCGGCGCUGGUGCAGCAAGGGCCCGAAUCUGGAAUCAUCUACACACCCUACGAGUAUCCUUACACACUCACGCCCUCCAUAUUGGAAUACCCGAUUGACUCAACUGGAGUAUUAGUCUCUUCUCCCUGUGUUUUUGCAGCAGGUGCCAUGACCACUAAGGUACGACGCCACGACAAGAGAAUCCAUCCUUACCAAAGGGUAGUGACCACAGACAGAGCUGCCACGGCAACUAACCCAUGACCCCUUGACCUUCUGACAUUUCCGCCCACUGAUGACCCGCCCAUCUCCGCCCGCUGGCGUGCUCAUUGGCCCACGGCCCCCGCCACUAUCCCCAGCUCAGCCAACCAGAGACCAGCAGAAUGGGAACAGCCCGGCUGCUACUGUCUAACCAGCGAACCAGACGACAGCGAUCCUGGGAGUAAGCCUCAGGAGCCCGCCCAUCACCACGGCCCAACCUAAACUUUGCCAAGCGUGCCUUGCUUAUAAAACUCCAAAGCCAGUCUAUGAAUUUUUUUUAAAACUAUCCUACAGUCAAAAUCCCAAUCUGUCUGUAGACUUUCCUGGGGAUGGGGCCCAAACUGGUGAAGGGCUCCUAAACAGAUCCCUAGCUGUGCCCCACUGUCUCUCUGAGCUCCCCUUGCCCUCAGUCCUCAUCAGGCAAUAAUAAUAACAAUGACUCUGUUAAUAACAUGGUAACUAUACUCAUACUGAUGGUAAUUGUACUUAUCCAGCCACAGGAGCCCUCUUUAAACACUAAACUGAAAGAGAUAUGUUGAUAUAUUUUGAAGUGUUUUUCCUCAGCGGGCACCUCUCACUCAACGUGGGAAACUCUCCCCUGGCCCCUGCGUACAUUAAUCUCAUCAUAACACAUUGAGGAUUGCUGUUAAAAUGGUUCAUAUAUUAACACGCUUUCCCUUUGAAAUGUAACAGCAUCAGAUGAUGUCUUUAAAACGUGACAGUGAGGAAUACUAAAAGAAAAAAUAAUAUAUAUAUCGUUCAGUUACGCAAAAAUGCCAGUUUCUUUUUAAGCGACAGGAGCUCAGCGAGGAAAAGAAACAAACUGCAAAAUCCAAAAUGCCAAAGUAUCUCCAGAUACUGAGUCGACAUGCACAUUUUUUAAAUGCCAAGCCUGUACAGUGCAGAUACAAGUGCACAACAGAGGGGAGGUUGCACUUCUUUUGUCCAAAUCUCGACGACUUACACAGCGAUGCCUUUGCCCUUUUUUUCCGUCACACUACACAGUAUUGUCUGAGCUCGAACAACAGUGCCUUUAUUUAUUCAGCGCCGUGGAACAAUGUUACACCUAAAUCUUUUAUCUCCACGCGGCCGCUUUGUGUCUGGCGUGAAACUAUGUCAUUUUGGUUUGUGGAGAUUAAUUAGGGACUGCAGAAAAAUGUCUCGCGGCCCUAAUCGUCACCAUCUAAAUUUUUACAGCUCUACAUCCAUAAGUCUGAUCAUAAUUCAGAUUUUAGUGCCAAAAAAAAAAAAUACAACAACCAGUGGCUCAUUUGAAUCGGACGUGCAAUGCAGUAUUAAAGCUCCAGCUCCAGUGUCUGAAAAAUGUUUAUGUGAGGUUUCGGAUGCCUCGAGAAAACAGUGUUAUUGUUUUAUGUUGUUUUUUCUGUUUGUUUUGUUUGGCUCAUUGUUUUUGUUGGAGACAAAGUCGUCCAUACAUACGGUAUAAUUUUUUGCACGUGCGACCGCUUUCUCAGAGGGCGUGGUGCGCUUUCACAUGCACAAGCCAACGGAUGCCUUGAAAUAAUAAUAAGCAAAAAAAGAAGAAGAAAAAAGCAGCAACAUCUGUAACAACUUUAUACUGUAUUUUUAUAUUUUAUUUUGUACAUGAGAAUAACAUUAAAUGACCUUUUUCAGAGAAGAAACACUAUGCCUUAUUAUGCGGAGAAUGAUUUGAUGAACAUAAGUAUCCUUCGCGUGUCAUCAGUGGUGAUUCUCCAUGUCCUGAGAAACUGGAGUCUGAUGUUCACUGUAUUAACCUGAGCCUCUGAGAUCAGCGUCGCUUGCCUCCUGUGCCUUUUGUAUACUAUAUAAGUGUGACAAUUAACAGUGUAGUACCACAUUAAUCUACUCUUGAGUGCCAAGUGUAGGUUACUAACUGUUACCACUUCUGUGAUCAUUAACCACUUUAAUGGUAUCUCUGUCUCUGCUUUGGAUUCCUUUAAAAAAAAUACAUGUGGGAAAACAGAAAAAUUGUGUUGGACAAUAAACGUUUAACUUUUUAAGCAUUCUGAGCAGGAAUAACUCUUUGUACACUAUUAAACUCAUAGUUGUGAAACUAA